AUGAUUGAGAAGGGAGAUUGUGGCCAGCCUGUGCUGGACCUGAUUCUGAUGAAGUCCCUGCAGACCAGGUCUUCUCCUGACGGUCUUGAAGGCCGUCUUCUUGGCCUUCACUGGGCCGGUCAUGAAGAGGGAACUCCUGUUUAUGGAUGGGAACACACUAAGUUCAUGCAGGAGCGAGGGCAGCGUAUAGAGAUGGUAGCGUUAUUUGAUCCUUUUAAGGAGACAGGUGUCCAACCACGCACUGUUGUGCUGCAGGGGGCUGCUGGUAUUGGGAAGACCACCCUGGCCAGCAAGGUGAUGUUGGACUGGGCAGAGGGAAACCUCUUCCAGGAGAGGUUCAACUAUGUUUUCUAUCUCACCUGCAGAGAACUGAACCCAUUAGAAGGAAAAAUAAUCAGUUUUGCUGAUUUAAUUGCCAAUGACUGGCCUGGCUCCCAGACUCCCAUAACAGAGAUCAUGUUCCAGCCAGAGAGGCUUCUGUUCAUCAUUGAUGGUUUAGAUGAACUGAAAUUCCCUUGUAACGAGCACAAAUAUGAUCUAUGCAAAGACUGGAAGCAGAAGGAGCCAGUAUCCAUCUUGUUGAGCAGUUUACUGAGGAAAACCUUGCUCCCUGAAGCCUGCUUGCUGCUCACAAGACUCACUGCUCUGGGGAAAUUUUGUCCUUUGUUAGAGAGUCCACGUCAUGUGGAGAUCCUGGGCUUCUCAGAGCAGCAUAGAAAGGAGUAUUUCUGCAAAUUUUUCAUAGAUAAAGAUUUAGGUGAAAAGGCCUUUCAUUUAGUAAAAAGCAAUGACACACUAUUCACUAUGUUCUGUGUUCCCCUGAUGAACUGGAUUGUCUUCACUUGCCUGAAACAGCAGAUGGAGAAGGGACAAGAUCCUGUCCAGGUUUUGAAAACCACCACUGCCCUCUACAUGUGUUAUCUUUCCAAUUCAAUCAUCCCUGAUGACAAGAACUUCAUCCCUCAGCACUUGAGGGGUCUGUGUCGCUUGGCUGCUGAGGGGAUCUGGGACAGGAAACUGCUGUUUGAGGAAGAGGACCUCAGGAGGAAUAACUUGGAGGCAGCUGAUGUCUCUGCUUUCUUAGACAUGAAUCUUUUCCAGAAAGACAGUGGCUGUGAAAACUGCUACAGCUUCAUUCACUUGAGCUUCCAAGUUUUUGCUGCCAUGUUCUAUGUGAUGAGCACAGAGGAAGAAGGGAUGAAGAGUUCUGACUCCUUCAUCCCAGGUGUCAGAGAACUUCUGGAGGAGUGUAGUGGGCUUAAUGCCAGCUUUGUGGUUCUGGUGGUCCGCUUCCUGUUUGGCUUCCUAAACGUAGAGACAGCAAGGGAGCUGGAGAGAAAAUUCAGAUGCAGAAUGUCACCGGAAAUCAAGUCACAGUUACUGCAGUGGGCUCAGGGAGAAUCCAAAAUAAAUGAACAAAACGAUUUUUCUAUGAUUUAUCUCCCAGAAUUUUAUUCUCACUUAUAUGAGACUCAAGAUUCUGAAUUUGUAACACAGGUGCUAGGUAACAUCCAUGAAAUCAAAAUAGAAGUUUACGACCAGUAUGAUGCCCUGAAUGUAACUUACUGCAUUAAGCACUGUUAUAGGGCAAGAAAAAUAUACUUAAUAUCUGAUUAUACAGGUUUUGCUGUUAAUUUUCUGGAUUUUUUCUCUGCUGAGAACCUGACAAGCUUGCACCUGUUUGACACUCACAUUCAGGAGGAUGCAGUAGAGCUUCUGCAUAUAUCUUGGCAAAACAGGAUUGUAAGCUACAAACAAUCAGUCCGGAGGGGCCCAACACCUUCCAGGGGGACCAACACCUCCCAGGGGGCCCAACACCUCCCAGAUGGGCCCAACACCUCCCAGAGGGCCCAACACCUCCCAGGGGGACCAACACCUCCCAGGGGGGCCCAACACCUCCCAGGAGGACCAACACCUCCCAGGGGGCCCAACACCUCCCAGGGGGCCCACGCUGAUGCUGUCGGGGAUAUUUAA
Sarcophilus harrisii (Tasmanian devil) is the source of this 1974-nucleotide messenger RNA. RefSeq names its product NACHT, LRR and PYD domains-containing protein 12-like. Gene Ontology annotation, cellular component: cytoplasm. Lineage: Eukaryota; Metazoa; Chordata; Mammalia; Dasyuromorphia; Dasyuridae. The record is from RefSeq and is a predicted model, not a curated record. Gene Ontology annotation, biological process: regulation of inflammatory response.